UGCUGAUCUGCCUCCACCCCCAGCUUGGGGAGACCCUCGCUCGUCCCCCUCCCCUGCAGCUUUCCCUUGGGCUUUGUUCCUUCCUGUCCCGCAGUGGCUCCGAAGUGCUGUGGUGGUGGCGGUGGCUCCUCCGGCUCCUCCACCCAGCCGGACCCCCUGGACCCGGAGAGCGGGGAUGCAGCUAGCCCGAGUGAGCGGGCACUGAAAGCCGGGCGCAUCAAGAGGAUGGUGAGGCUGGCAGCCGAGCUACUGCUGCUGCUGGGACUUCUUCUACUCACCCUACACAUCACUCUGCUCAGGGGGAGCCCUGCCAGCCCUGCCAAUUCUGGCCACACACUGCUCCAGUUUCGGCCGAGUCGUUGCAGCUAUCCAUUUUCCCAUGGUGAAAGACCGGAGUAUCUGGAUGACCAAGCAACACACCGGUCUCUCCCCAAACAUCGUUUUAUGACCGAUGGACACUCCCCUUUACAAAGAGAUGGAACAGGAUCUUUCCUUCUGGAUCUUCCAAACUUUCCAGACCUCUCCAAAGCAGACAUUAAUGGUCAGAAUCCAAACAUUCAGGUUACAAUUGAAGUAGUUGACAGUGCUGACACAGAUCCAGAAAAUGAAAUGCAAAAGGAGAGCAAGGCCAGCUGGCCGGUUCCAUCACCAGACUGGAGGAGCUGGUGGCAGAGGUCAUCAUCAUUACCCAGGAUAAAUUAUGGGGGCCAAGACUACAAAUAUGACAGCACCACUGAGGACAGCAACUUUUUAAAUCCUCUGGGUGGAUGGAACAGACAAGGGCUCGGCCAUCGCACAUUUGAUCUGAAAGAACAGCCAGAGUAUGACUAUGCUGAUGAAGGAGAUUGGAGCGCCUGGUCUGUGUGCAGCGUCAGUUGCGGCAGUGGGAACCAGAAACGGACCAGGUCUUGCGGAUACGCCUGCACAGCCACAGAAUCCAGGACGUGUGAUAUGCCAAAUUGUCCAGGAAUUGAAGACGCAUUCAAAACCGCAGCAACAGAAGUGAGUCUACUUGCAGGAAAUGAAGAGUUUAAUGCUACAAAGUUGUUUGGCGUUGAUACAGACACUUGUGAACGUUGGAUGAACUGUAAAAGUGAAUUUCUCAAAAAGUAUAUGCAUAAAGUUGCCAAUGAUCUUCCAAGCUGUCCAUGCUCAUACCCAACUGAAGUAGCUUACAGCACUGCUGAUGUACAAGAUCGUGUCAAAAGGAAAGAGUUUCGAUGGAAGGAUGCAAGUGGUCCAAAGGAGAAACUGGAGAUCUAUAAGCCCACAGCAAGGUACUGCAUUCGCUCAAUGCUGUCUCUGGAAAGUACGACUUUAGCAGCUCAACACUGCUGCUUUGAUGACAGCAUGCAAUUGAUCACAAGGGGUAAGGGAGCAGGUACCCCUAAUCUCAUCAGCAUUGAGUUUUCUGCAGAACUUCAUUACAAAGUGGAUGUCUUACCCUGGAUCAUGUGCAAAGGAGACUGGAGUCGAUACAAUGAGGUGCGCCCACCAAACAAUGGCCAAAAAUGUACUGAAAACCCCUCAGAAGAAGACUAUUUAAAGCAGUUUCAAGAAGCUAGAGAGUUCUAAGUACUGGACUCAAUGAAAAGGAGUGUUUGAAGGACUUGGGUGUUCACAGCAGGAUCUGCUGGAAACAGGGUCAUGCCAUUUUGACGCAUGUUAGUGUCUGCAAAGCUAAUUCCAACUUUCCCAUGUGUUGUAACCAAUGCAGUGUACACGUCUUUAUCUAGAUUACUAUAUACAUCUGUAUACAUAUUGGCAGACAGAAAUUCAUUGUCUUGAUCCUGUGAAAUAUUUUUCUUUGUUUUUAAAGAAGGCAGGCAAUACUUUGCUUGAUUCGCACAGUAUAUAAUGAAGCUGAAUCCCAAACACACUAUAGAGCAUUUCAAAAGUCCUAAAGGACAUGUCUCCAACACACAGGGAUUAUCAACUUCAGAUCA
Nanorana parkeri is the source of this 1946-nucleotide messenger RNA. RefSeq names its product isthmin 1 (gene ISM1). Bases 226 to 1575 code for a protein of 449 amino acids. Lineage: Eukaryota; Metazoa; Chordata; Amphibia; Anura; Dicroglossidae. Gene Ontology annotation, biological process: negative regulation of angiogenesis. The record is from RefSeq and is a predicted model, not a curated record. The transcript is spliced from 8 exons.